Molecule: messenger RNA, 273 nt
Organism: Fusarium verticillioides 7600
Lineage: Eukaryota; Fungi; Ascomycota; Sordariomycetes; Hypocreales; Nectriaceae
Exons: 1
Coding region: 1-273 (90 amino acids)
Source: RefSeq, a predicted model, not a curated record
AUGUGUUGCGGAAGCAACAGGGAUAAAAGGGAUGCCAGGAAACUUGCGCGUAUGUCGGCGAAGGCGUAUCAGCAGCGGUCUGCUAUGCGAAGUGGAAGCAGUUCCAGGAGCUCUGGUAGCUCGUCUCCUACAUUCAAACCAACUAGCCCAGCGUCCCUCGAAAAGCUCAGACAGUCGGUGAAGGCUGGCUUGGCCGCGAAUCCGGUCAAGGUGAACAGGCCCUCACGACCCGUGGUCCAUGAGCCAUAUAAGAGGCCUGCUGAAACAAAGUAG